CAUAAUUAACCUUUGAAGCUUAACUGUGGGUGAGUUUUCAGUACUCUUUAUGUUCUUUGGCAAUGGUUAGCCAGUAGUUUCCACAAGAAUUUUAUUUUCACUGAAGGUCAGAUAUUUUCAGGUAGGACUGAUUUUCAGGGGCCGGAAGCCUUUCUUUGAACUUUAUAAUUGUGCUUGGUUGCAUUCAUUGCCGUUUAAAAUGAUCUUUAAUAAGGAGAGUCACUUUAAAGAAAAUAUUUUUUCAUUGUUACUUUCAUAAUCUUUAUUCCUGGCAAAUUUUCCGGAAUAUUUGAUUUUUCUUUGUCUUCAUUAAGUAAAACAGGUCCAUUUGAUGCCCAUUUCAAGAUCGUCCUUCUGCUGCCUGUCUUGUGGUCAUUUAACUUCUCAUUAAGCCCUCCACUGGAGACUGUGCCAGAAGAGAGAGAAGAUGAAAAGCAAACAAAUCAUUUUCUAAUUGUUAGCAGCUCUGAAAAAUGAUUUGUAGAAGAGAUUGACAUUAUCCCGGAAAUUCUUUAGGAUUAUGUUUUAUUUCAUUCAUCUGUAUUAUCUCUGAGAUGUUCCUAGUAGUCAUCAAUUUAGAAGCUGAUUAUCCAGCUAUUGGAUGACCAGGAAUCUAACUGCUUUUUUUUUUUUUUAAUUUGUUUCUUGCCGUAUCUGAGCAUUAAGCAUCUCCACAGAGGAUGUCUGGAAUUUCCCUGGAACCUGGGCUCCCCAAGACGCAGCGCUGGAGCAGAUGGAUAAUGGAGACUGGGGCUAUAUGAUGACUGACCCAGUCACGUUAAAUGUAGGUGGACACUUGUAUACAACGUCUCUCACCACAUUGACGCGUUACCCGGAUUCCAUGCUUGGAGCUAUGUUUGGGGGGGACUUCCCCACAGCUCGAGACCCUCAAGGCAAUUACUUCAUUGAUCGAGAUGGACCUCUUUUCCGUUAUGUCCUCAACUUCUUAAGAACUUCAGAGUUGACCUUACCCCUGGAUUUUAAGGAAUUUGAUCUGCUUCGGAAAGAAGCAGAUUUUUAUCAGAUUGAGCCCUUGAUUCAAUGUCUCAAUGACCCUAAGCCUCUGUAUCCUAUGGAUACUUUUGAAGAAGUUGUGGAGUUAUCUAGUACUCGGAAGCUUUCUAAGUACUCUAAUCCAGUAGCUGUCAUCAUAACACAGUUAACCAUCACCACCAAGGUCCAUUCCUUACUAGAAGGUAUCUCAAACUAUUUCACGAAGUGGAAUAAGCACAUGAUGGACACCAGAGAUUGCCAGGUUUCCUUCACUUUCGGACCCUGUGAUUAUCACCAGGAAGUUUCUCUCAGGGUCCACCUGAUGGAAUACAUUACAAAACAAGGUUUCACGAUCCGCAACACCCGAGUGCAUCACAUGAGUGAGCGGGCCAACGAGAACACAGUGGAGCACAACUGGACUUUCUGUAGGCUGGCCCGGAAGACCGAUGACUGAUUUCAAAGCCUGGGAGGAGUUCCUGGAAACGGACUUUCCAGGCCAUGGAAGAGACUUUUUUUUUUUUUUUUGUUAAAUCACAGUGUGGGUGUUUUUUGUUUGUUUUUCUUUUUUGUUUUUUUAAGUAUUUGUAUUUAUUUGAAGGCAGUGAGGACCAGAAGGAAGAUUUGUGCUUUAGCAGACUCCUGUAUGUUUUGUUCCCUUUACCUUGAGUAUGCAUGUGCCUGUUCGGAGCCUCCAGAUACCUUUUUUAUAAAAAGAAGUAUGAAAAUCAUUAUGGUAUAUAAUCUACUCUUAACAGAGCUUUUUUUAUUACAGUGCUACAAUGAUUUCUGAUUAAAUGGUCCCUAACUCAACUAGAAGGUUAAAAAUGCAGGAAUGAAAGAAUAAACAGAGUACUCAUGAUGCCUUUGAGAAAAAUCAAAACAUCAUGUAGGGUGACCUAGUUUCCAAACCAAUAAGCAGUAUUGUAAUAUUAAAGGAAAACUGUUCCAAUCAUUUAAAAGUACUUGUUGAGUACUGCUUUUUACAGUUAUGACAACUGUUUCUUUCUAUGCAUAUAAAUCAAGCAACCAAAUAUCUGUAGCCAUGGAAAUGUCUGACUAGAAAUAUUUAUAUUGGAUUCUGAAUACAAAAUGUCCCUGUGGUAGAACUCUUACUUCUUAUGCCUGGUGCAGUAUAAUUCCCAAGUGUACUGUCUACCAGAAGAAAAAAAAAACUAAUAAAAAACGAAAUAUGAAAAUUA
Neogale vison (American mink) is the source of this 2192-nucleotide messenger RNA. It is a transcript of the gene KCTD6, whose product is annotated as potassium channel tetramerization domain containing 6. The record is from RefSeq and is a predicted model, not a curated record. Gene Ontology annotation, biological process: ubiquitin-dependent protein catabolic process; protein homooligomerization. Gene Ontology annotation, molecular function: cullin family protein binding. The coding region runs from base 734 to 1447 and encodes 237 amino acids. NCBI's taxonomy places the organism in Eukaryota, Metazoa, Chordata, Mammalia, Carnivora, Mustelidae. The transcript has 3 exons.